AUGGAGCGACCUUCGACUUCAGAAAACUUCUCCAAGAUUGCCUGUCGCCUUCUUCUGGGUAGUAGCGGUUUUAAUCAGAACGAAAAUGCGAGCAAAUCUCGUCCACCCUCUGACGAUAGGACAGCCCGCGGCGUGUUAACGAGCAAUACCAGCGAGAAUAUAAUGAGAGAUUCCGGUAACGAAGAAAACGAAUAUGAACUUAUAGUGGAGGAAGAAAGUCCGGAAGAGAGAAUGGGGCAAGUGAUAAGAAGAUUGAAGCUGAGUAUGAUCGAAGAACUUUUGUCCGACCCUAUCUACUCAACGGAACCGGAGAGAAGAACACCCCUAUCCAGCAGAGAGAUAGCUAUAAUUGGAAGAGUGAGGGCCUUCUGUGAGGAAAUCAAGAGAAGACUGGGAGAAGACGCUGCCAACACAGUUUUCCACAAACCCGCAGAGCUGGCUGCCACGAUCUGUGGAGUCGCCCGUUCAACUGUUUACAAACAUCGCGGCCACUCCACGCAACCCUGCAAUGACCCCAAAGAGAGCAAGAUAAUGAAUAGAAAGGCUCUGAGAAAGGAGAUUGUAGACAAAUAUGGAGAAGAAUGGGGUAGUGUAGUCAGACACUUCAUACACGGUAAGCUGAGGGCCGAGGAAUACUUCACGAUCGAAGGACUGAGAGACGAACUCGCCGCAUUGCAUCCAAACUUCCCGAUGCACAGAACAACUUUUUACCACUUCCUCAAAGGCAUCGGUUUCACCUACAGGAUCAGCAAAGCACAGCCUUUCAUCUUCGAGCAUCCAAACUUGAUCAAGUGGAGGACCUCCUACCUUGCCGCAAUAGAAGAAGCAAGAGCACGCGGAGAUUGUCUCGUCUAUAUGGACGAGACAUGGGUGUUCGAUUGUAUGAGGAAGAAGAGAGGUUGGGACGAUCGGACAAUUCCUCGCUUUGCCUCUGACGACAUCCUGAGGGAAUACUCCUGCGGGAGAAGUAUCGCCAAAGAUAAGGGCAAGCGCGCAAUCGUCAUCAGCGCUAUCACUGAGGAGGGGAUCGUACCCGGUUCCACGAAAAUCAUCAUAAGUGGUACACGAUCGACCCAGGAAGAUUAUCAUCGUGACAUGAAUCACGAAAUAUAUGAAGAAUGGCUUCGCGAAAGUGUACCGCGCAUGAAGGAGGUCGCGAACGGGCGUUGUCUAUCGUUAGUGAUAGACAACGCCCCUUACCACAGCCGACAGCUGCAAAAGGUAUACGCUUUCCUUUCAAAUAACUUACCGCUAUCAACCUGA
Messenger RNA from Cylicostephanus goldi, 1263 nucleotides. Lineage: Eukaryota; Metazoa; Nematoda; Chromadorea; Rhabditida; Strongylidae. The record is from the annotation of a GenBank genome assembly.